CCACAGGAGUCUCCACUUAAAUUGUUUAGUACCCUUAGUUUAGAUGCUGGGCUGGUUCAUGUGCAUUAGUUGUAAUGCUCGUUUUUCCUGCUCCCUCAGGUUUCUUGCCCUUUGUGUUGUUAGUUGGAGUUUUGUUUACCUUGCUGUUUCCCAGUGUACUCAGUGCCUCAUGCUGUUGGACUGGUUUUUUUUUUUUUGUCUCUUACCCUGGAUUUACUGUUUUGCCUUGGACUGAUUACUUGCCUCUGACCUCUGACUCUGUCUCUGCAUCUUUCUGUCUGAACACCUGUUGUGCAACCUCCAGCCAGUCACCCGGGCACAUGAACACCUAUGAUCCAUUACAGGACAAUGAAGGAAACGGCAUCACACACGACAAGGCAUUAAACAGGGAAAGAUCUGGGAAUAAAGCUUGACCAGGAGGGGAGACUUAUCCUGAGCAGAGGGAAGAAGAAGAAGAAGAAAAAACAAUCAGAAUAGAAGAAAAGGAAAAAGAAGGAGCUACGCUUGUGCACAGAUCUCAUCCGUACCUGAGUCUUUUUAGCAAGUCUCCAGUCUUUUAGUUUUAUGAAGGAAGGUGUUUCACCCUGCAGUAGAUCAGUAAGAAGUGUUCUUCAAAAUGAAUACAGAUAGCGGAGGAUGCACUCGCAAAAGCGUGGCCUUGUCACUCAUACUCUCUCCCAUGAAGAGGGUCCAGAGCUCACCAAAUCUAGACACAGGGAGUGAUUCUCACUCAUCAGACUUGGACUCUUGGCGGUCACACAGUGCAACUGAUGGCCUGAAGAACGGAGAUGCCAGCAGCUCAUCUCUUGCUGCCAAAGGCUUCCGCAGUGUCAGACCCAACCUACAGGACAAAAAGUCCCCAACAGAGGAUAUCAAUCAUGUGCCAUUGCCACCCCCAAGGAGAGAGAGUUUCCAGUUCUCACCCACUGGCACUAAUCCACCAGACUACAACUCCCUUGUUGCCCUGUCUAAUGAUUUUAGUCCUGGAACACUAACGUUCACCCAGAAUGAAAAUGCAGUUUUGAAAGAGUCCUACACUAUUAGUAGCACAUCUUCUUACUCCUACUCAGAGGCCAGUGGAAACCCAGUCCAACCAGCACACCAGUCCACUGUCUCAAAUGAAGUUAGCAACUGUAGUGGAUCUUCUAUCAUUAAUACACAGGUUCAAGCACGUAAGGUGUCUUCCCUCAAACUAACCCCAGUCACCGUCCCUGAUCCCCCUGCCCACCUCAACUCUUACCUCAAUCCCCAACUGAACACCCAGAUCACAGGUUGCCCUCCUCCAACUUCUCCACCUCCACAAAGGUGUCCCAUUCUCUCUCAGUCCUCAACACAGACAGCCUCACUUUCUGUUCACUUGGGCUCAGAGAAUCUGAAAAAUCCAGAGCCUCAGCCUCCCAAUCCCUCUGUGGAACUCAAGUUUUCAGAUCAAGCCCGAUAUCAAACCCCAGGUCCGGCUCCCUCCCAGCUGGAGAUGAUGAAGCCUCCUCCUGCAGUUCCACCAAGACCUGCUCAUGCUGAAUAUUUGGGGCCUUCUUCCCCCGACCCCUCAGCACGGCACUCUCCCUACCGCUGCCACAGCUCAGAAUCACUCGACUACCUGUCAGGUUUAAUGCCCAAGGCACUGUCACCCACCCCGUAUGUUCCCAGUGGAGGUGGCAGCACAGCCGGUGUGAUCAGCGGUCUGAGCCCUACCGCUGCCAGCACUGUGAGCACCGGCGGCUUCCUGUCGCCAUCAGCUUCUCCUGUGACGGUGUCAGCUCUCAGCCACUACUCGUCGUCUACGGCGGGUCUGAUGGAUGAGCUGCAGAUCUGUAGCCUGGACUCACCUGGCACCUCACCCACACCGUCACCCACGCUCAGCUUUGUCUCUGUCUACACAUCCACUGCUGGCCCUGACGAUGUGCUAACAGCCUCUGUGGCCUUCACCUCUGCAGCAGCUGCUGUCACUAAUGGCCAGGUCCUCUCUCAUGCCAUGAAUGGAAGUACUCACCAUCCACAAAGGCCCCUCUCUCCACCAUCCUAUCCUCCACCCCCUGCCUCACUCCACACGGGGCUCCAGAGACAGAGCAGGAGUUCAGAGGGCAGCGAGUCCAUCAUGAGAGAGUCUGUGGUGUCGGGCCACACCAGCAUCAGCAGCACUGUGCCCAUUGCCCGCUUCUCAGAAGAAGAAAAAAAGGUGUCUGUCAUUAAAGCCCCUCAUUAUGAAGGAAUUGGCCCUGUGGACGAGUCUGGCAUUCCUAUCGCCAUCCGCACGACAGUGGAUAGGCCUAAGGACUGGUACAAAACUAUGUUCAAACAGAUCCACAGGGUUCACAAAGCAGACGAUGACUAUUCUGACACAUACAGUGCAACGUACGCUGUCAUAAACAAUGAUGACUACAGCCUAUCGUCCAGCGCCGCCAUGGCUCACCCCGCUCCUCGGACCCAUACGUACAGGCCUCUGUCAAAAAGCCCCUCAGACAAUGGAGGGCAUCUGGCGCCUCGGGAGCCUUGCCCAUCCCCUGUACCCCCACCACCUCCACCUAUGCCGUCCCUCCUGCAGCUGAGGGCCAGAGACAGUGACCGCGAUAAAGACUCUUCAGACAUGAAUGAAUGGGGUCCUCCUGACACAAAAGUGGACACGCGAAAGUACCGCGCAGAGCCCAAGAGUAUUUUUGAAUAUGAGCCUGGGAAGUCCUCCAUUUUGGAGCAUGAAAGACCAACCUAUGAUGACAUAGAUUUAGAGAACGAGCCUUGGUAUAAGUUCUUUUCCGAGCUGGAGUUUGGGCGGCCGCCUCCUAAAAAACGGCUGGAUUAUAAUCCAGACAUCUCUGCUCGCCAGCGCCCUGAGACAUCCCUGCACAUCAUGCCUGCUGACAAGGCUCCGGAGGGACCUGCAAGUGCUACCAGCGACUACAGGAAGAGAAGGAGGUCUGAGCCCUCUAGUUCCCAAGUGAAUGCUUCAUCUCUGAGCAGAGCUACAACUUCCCCUAAACCAGUGGAUGCCUACAGACCCAGCAGCACUCUAAAGAAACCUGUCAUUCGUUCCUCACCAUCCUCACCGUCCAGAGCUAAAGGUGGGAACGCAUGCAGCAUGUAUUCAAACAGUUUGACCUCCCCAGGUCCUUGUCAAUAUCCCUAUCAUGCCCCUGUCCCCUCUGACCCUGUCCACUGCCAUGAGGAUGCCAGCCAGGAGGGCAGCUCCACCUCCAAGCAGUCUGUCUGUUGUAAGAACAGUUGGCAGACAAAACGCUCGGAUCAUGGGACAUGGAGCAGUGUGGAGGAGGCGCCAUCCUCCCCUGGAAAACUUAAAUCACGUAGCUGUGUUGACUUGCUCAAUGAUGGUCAUUCUGGCUCAGGUGGGCACAAUGCCACUCGCUCAGAAAGUGUUGGGUCAUUGGUGUGUGAUGGGAAUCCCUCGGGUUCAACUGGGUCCACUUCCACUCACUCAUUGCCUCGACUCCACCGGCGACAGGCACAUGAUUCACCAGGCUUUCUCCAGCUUUAUCAUAAAAUGCAUCAGAUUGACCGAGCUCAUCUUAUUCCAUCUGAAGUCAUCCGCUCGGUCCGUGCUCGCAUCCUGGAACUAGAGCACCAACCUCAUCUGCAUCGGCAUCAUCUAUCUCCUUGGACACCCUCUUGGGGUGUGGAGGUGCCACGUGAUAUGGUGCCAAACCGCAUAUCUGAAUAUGAGCGCCUUAUUCAGAAGUCCAAAUCCAUGCCCAACUUGGGUGACAGUGAGGUACCUUCAGGCACUACCACACCAGGUGGCUCCUCAUCUCGAGCCAGCAGUGGUGGUGGGGGCACACCCAGUUUGCCUAAACGCCGUUUUUCGAUAGAGUCUUUACUAGAGGAAGACAACAAUGGCAACAGCGGAACUGUACCUCAUGCCAUGGAUCACUUGCAGCGACCUCGUAGCCCACCAGAAGGUCAGCCCCGUGUUGGACCAGAACCAGGCCAUGGCCGAUCCUUUCCUGCUCCUCCUGUUCCCCAAGACUUGCAAGCUAACCAAGACUAUUCCGACAGUGAACAAGAUGCUGUUGCAUCAGACCUCAGUGAUUUCAUUCAGGUGGAGGGCUCCUCAUUUUGCAGCGAGAGUGACUUUGACCAUUGCUCACUAGCUUCCUCUGAGAGUUUGUAUGGCUCUUCCACCAUCCACCACCUCCGUCAUCACCACCACCAUCACCACCACCAUCCCGGUAACCAAAGUCUAGGCCAUAGUCAGGGAUACCAACACCGCCACCUCAUCAGCACAUGCAAAGGCCGCUGCCCAGCCUCAUAUACCCGUUUCACAACCAUGCUUCGCCAUGAGAGAGAACGAGCACGCCAGGAGAACCAGAGGCCUUCACAACAGAGCCACAGUAGCCACUCCCAAAUCCAGAGCUCACAGUCUCAGCAAGCGAUGUCCAAGCUGGCCUUUCUGGUCAGUCCAGUGCCUUUCCGCAGGAAAAAGGGCUCCCCUCCUACCUCUAGAAGAAGCAAUGGUUGUGAAGGUCGAGGUAGCAGACCCAAGUCCAAGCAGGCCAUUUAUGAAGCACUAGAUGCAGCCCUGAGGGACAUAUAUGAGCACAUUCAAGCAGAGAGAGGCCACAGAGUCACUAGGGCACCUGAUGACAGCAUCCUGAGGAGAGUACUGGCUGAACUGCUGCCAAAUGUGCCUGAACGAAGCUCAUCGUUGCAAGGGAGGAGGGGGUGUUGGCAUGGAGGUCAGUCCUCUGCAUCUUUGUACCCAGAUGGGAGCCCCACUGGGUAUGCGUCAUAUAGAGGGGAUCCCUCCACACCAAGGUUACAGUCACCAGUCAGUGCCUGUUACGGACGCCACUCGGACAUCUCAAACCAUAAUGAAUAUGGAGAAGGCAAUGGAAAUGGUCUCUGUUAUUCAGACCAUGAUGUCUCCAAGAGUUAUUCCACCAUGGAUGGACGCCGCACACCUCAGAGUAGAAGACCUACUCCUGACAGAGAGGUUUCCCAUAAACAGAUGACACAACUUAUUCUGUUCUCUCUCCUCCAUCAGAAACAGCCUGCAAGAGCCAUAUAUGAUUUUAAGGCACAAACAUCUAAGGAACUGACAUUUAAAAGGGGUGAUGCAGUGAACAUCAUCAGGCAGAUAGACAACAACUGGUAUGAAGGAGAGCAUCAUGGACGGGUGGGGAUAUUCCCCAUAUCAUACGUGGAGAAGAUGCCAUCCUCAGAGAAACCGCAGCCGAUCCGUCCUCCUCCGCCAGCACAAGUCACCGAUAUCGGGGAAGCAGUGGCACGCUACAACUUCAAUGCUGAUACUAACGUCGAGCUGUCUCUCAGAAAGGGCGAGAGAGUAAUUGUGAUAAGGCAGGUGGAUCAGAACUGGUAUGAGGGGAAGAUCCCAGAUACAACCAAACAGGGCAUCUUUCCUGUGUCCUACGUUGACAUUGUCAAGCGCUCGCCGUCCAGGAGCUCCGCCCACCACAUAGAGCCACAUGCUUACCCCAGCAAAAGGACACCAAAUACUACACCUGUCAAGCGACUAGUACAGGAUGCACUCCAUGGUGGAGGAGAGCCGUACCAGGCUCUGUACAACUACAUGCCUCGCAACGAGGAUGAGCUGGAGCUGAGGGAGGGCGAUAUUGUUGAUGUGAUGGAGAAGUGUGAUGAUGGCUGGUUUGUUGGGACCUCGCGAAGGAGCAAGUUGUUUGGAACUUUCCCAGGAAACUAUGUGAAGCAACUAUAAUGAUUCCGGACUCCCCCACCUCGGCCCUUUCUCUGACACGAUCAUCGGCCUCAGCACAGCACCCAGGGACACCUCCUAAGAAUAGUGGUCAACAGAGACAUGUCACAUGUGUUUGCUUGUACGUGUGACUCGUCAGCUUCACAGAGACUGAACAUUUAGCUCCAACUAGCCAUCUUUAAUGGGAGACUUGUAUAAAGUAAUGUUUUUUUAUUAUUAUUAUUUUUCUAUCAUGGAAUGGCCAAACUUUGUGCUCCAGUCCAUGACCUUCAACUUUUGACGGUGAUGGAGGGAUAUCAGAGGAGCUUUGCACACACUCGUUGACAGUGAGAAGUGUAAGGGGCGAUGAUUUUCUUUCAGUUCUAGCUGUUUAAGGGCAGCGAGGUCACAACGAUCACCUUUAUAUUUUUCUGUUGUAUCUCAAGUUUAAAAACACUUGUUAAAUUUCAUUUCAGUUUCAGUUGUUAAUAUCCCCAAAGACAUUUGUUGCAGAGUGUUGUAACAGUAUUCUAUCAGCAGGUGUGCUGUAUGAGUUUCGUUGUAGUGAUGGCAUCCAUGCAGCCACGAUGCUGCAUCACCAUCACUGGUAAAAGGAUGUUACUUCCUACAGUUACAGUACAUGUGGAUUAGACAUGUAUCAGUGCAUGUAUCAAUGUUUUGUGUUACCCAAGGUAUUGACUGGUUGAUAAUACUUUGGGGAUAUUAUUAAUCAUAAUCAAGCAGUUAUUUCAAAUAUUGCAAAUGAGAAAGUGGAAAAAUGUGGCUGACACUCUUCUACUUUCCGUCUAAACUUCACACAUAUUUAAAGCAUAAGAUUAGAAAACACACUAUGAUUGAAGCACUUUAAUCAGCUCUUAACACGGUUUUGUUUUUAUUUCAAAUGUCACUUCAGAUUUUACACACCAGUUUCUAUGACUGCAGGGCUUAAGGGGAAAUUGGUCAUGUGUGGAAAGUGUAUGCAAAAAGGUCACUGACCUUUUAGGUGUUAUAUUUAUUAGAGGAUAAAUGCUGGUCAAGCUGUGAUAUAAUGAUGAUUUAGACAGAAUGCAACAUGUUGCUUUUUGAACCUGUUUUAAUGGCAGCAAACCCACAUUUGAAGGAUUAUUAUUUUAUUAUCAAGUAUCAUUGUCCACAUAGGUGCUGAGGAUGGCAAAUAAUAGCAUGAUAGGUGAUGGACUAUAAUGAUUUGUCAUGUUGGUUUAUGUUGAAUUUAUUUAAGUCAGGAUGAGAUAGCAUUUAAUCAAAAACCGUUGGGUACCUGCAGUUUCUUUGACUAGACGUUGGUGGCAUCUUCUAACUCAAUGAAUGGGUAGUGUGUCACUGGUCAUGUUUUUAUGUACUGUUUGAAAUUAUUGACAGUUUCCAUCUUAGCUUGUCACGAUCAGUGGUCUAUGUUUUGUUUUGUUUUCUUCUUAUUGGUGUUUCACAAAGAAUGGGCACUGACAACAAAGCACCUUAGAAAUAUUUUGUUUCAUCAUUCAUUGUCCUUCACGUCACCCCGUUUCCACUGUUUCAUUUGGUUUGAGAACACUGUGCGCGUGUGUGUGUGUUUUUGUAAGCUUUUUGUAUGAGACAUCUACUUGCUUUAUAAAGUCAGCCAUUUCUCACCCAUCAUAUUUCCUCGCCUUCUUUUGUCAUAUUUUCAUCAGCAGUGGUGCUAAUUUCUGCUUUUUUUAUGAAGCUGUUAUUGUAGCCAGGCAUGUAGAUCAUUUUUAUUUGUUGUUUUAAGGGUCAGUGAUCGAUUUAAACUGAAGUUAAACUGUAGGUAGAUUUAGUAGAGUUGGUGACUGCUGCCUUAUAUCCAACUCACUAAUUUAAUAGCCAUGUAUAUGUAAAUCUCUUCUGUGAUGCAAAAAAAUAAUAAUAAUAAUUUAUACAUAUGUAGUCUAGAAAAUGCCAGGGAAGUAUGUGAAGGUGUGCACAUAAAUUCUGCAGUGUUGAAACAUUCAUUAACGUGUCCAGUCUGCCUUUGUAGGUACAGAUUUGAACCGAAGACGUGAAUUUGACUUGAUAUGUUUAUACAUGUAAUGAAAAUGCCAAUCUUAUGUUAUUCCUGUCAGUAUCAAGUUUACUGCACAUUCUUGGACCUAAGUAUUUCUACAGUAUGUUAGCAUUUGUUGGAUGAUUUUAUGCGGCUGUAUUGCUAA
Molecule: messenger RNA, 7833 nt
Organism: Monopterus albus (swamp eel)
Lineage: Eukaryota; Metazoa; Chordata; Actinopteri; Synbranchiformes; Synbranchidae
Gene: sorbs2a
Product: sorbin and SH3 domain containing 2a
Exons: 28
Coding region: 617-5689 (1690 amino acids)
Cellular component (GO): plasma membrane
Molecular function (GO): protein binding
Source: RefSeq, a predicted model, not a curated record